AUGGAAGACUUCUCCCAGUCACGAGGGGACGACGAUCUAUUCGACGACGAAAUCAUUCCCUUUGACGACUCGCCUUCUCCAGAGAAAGUCACCGCUCAACUCGAGCAGGUCUCGCUUGAGCCCUCUGCGGAUGCCGCACCUCCUCCGCCUGUCGCUGCCGAACCUUCUACACCGGCACCCGAGCCCGCACCUGCGGAACCUCUGACCCCGACUGAAUCAUCGUUCCCGGUGUUCAAGCCCAAGCAGAGAGGCAGAGGUGGCCAUGGAGCUGGACGCGGGGACUCGAGUAGGAAGAUUGCUAUUGGGUUGGAGGAUUCCAAGUGGGCAACAGCGCCAGCAGGAAAAGGCUCAGAGCCCGGGGCGUCUGGCAAAGAUACGAAAUCUACACGGCCACACGGGCGACGAGGUCGACACACUCCGGAAGCAAACGCCACCCCCUCCGAACCAACGGUGGCCCAGCCGCCUGCUGAAGACGCAACGUCGUCACCAACGACCGCCGCCGCCGCUGCUCCCAGAAACAUACCCACCGGUCCGUCAAACACUGCUCUCCGCACCCCCGCGGUGCGUGGUGACCGUCUCUCCACCGGCGGAAUCCGGCCACCGAAACUCUCGGACGAAGAACUAAGUGCCAAACUGGCCGCCGCGAAGGAACGGUCACAGUCCCUUGCCGCGGCGCACGCGAGGGCGCAAGCGGACGCGGCAAACUUUGAGGAGAGAGAACGGCAAGCGAAACAGAGGAGGGAGAGGGAUAUCAAGGACAGGAGGGUGAUGGAGGGGGAGAGGGAGAAGAAUCGCCAGAGGAAGAUGGCGGGCCAGCUGGGUAGGGAGUGGGAUCGGGACAAGGACGAACAGCAGCAGGUCAAUGGGAGGGGAGGGAGGAGAGGAUACACAGGGCCCCCUCCGGGCGAGGACCAGGAUGAUUUGAAAAUGUACGAGUGGCACGAGGACCGGGGACGAGGACGAGGGAGGGGAAGAGGCGGCAGGGGCGGAGGAAGGGGGAGAGGUCGAGGCGGUGGUCCCCGAGGAGGCGGCGGCUUCGGCCACAAUGGCGACGGUUUCGCUCACCAACAGCAGCAGCAGCCGGAUUGGUCCGUGGACACCGACUUUCCUUCACUCCCUGGCUCCAACACCGCCACGAGAAAGGAAUCCGCUGCCGCCGCCGGCGACGCGAAUGCAAGCGCUACAGCCUCCAAACCGAGUCCGAGGCGCUGGGAUUCCACAGGCUCGGGCUCAGGCUGGGGCUCGGGCGAUGUAGGAGGAGGAGGCGGCGGCGGCGGUGGUGGAGGGUCCUGGGCCGAGCAGGUCGAGUCCAGCGAGCUCAAUGCCGAGAACACGAGCAAGCCCAAGACGUUCUGGUAG
Cladophialophora immunda is the source of this 1359-nucleotide messenger RNA. RefSeq lists its product as uncharacterized. NCBI's taxonomy places the organism in Eukaryota, Fungi, Ascomycota, Eurotiomycetes, Chaetothyriales, Herpotrichiellaceae. The record is from RefSeq and is a predicted model, not a curated record. The transcript has a single exon. The coding region runs from base 1 to 1359 and encodes 452 amino acids.